CCGCUUCCUCCACACGUCUGACCAUCCCUGGGAAUCAUGUUGUUGUACUUAGCCUUGUUGUCCGUGUUGCCCUCUGGUCUGUCAGGGGGUAAUAUUUGUUGUGCCCCCGACAGGUGGGCGGCAGACAGACACUCCGCAGGUCUUGCUCUGGUCAAAGUAGAAGGCGUGAAUGUUCCCUUCAUCGACGCGGGGCGCUCUGAAGAAUAUGUUGAUGCCGCGAGUCAGAGAUAUGCCAGCAUCAGUAACUUCAGCCUCGAAGACACACAGAGGGAGGUCAAAAUUAUCGCCGAUUACAAGAAGGGUCGGCAAUAUACCAUCGACCUCAAGAAGAAUACGUGCACCGUCAGAACGUUGAACCUUCCAUAUGCCAAGUUCUGUAUUCAAGAUUCAUUCAAAAAAUCAUUUGACAUUACGCUUGGAUUCGGGGAUAACUCCUUGUCAGGAGAAGUUUACACUGAAGAUUACAGCGGCAUUGGUCCUGAUCCCAACAGCAAGAUAGGCACCGCGGUGCUCGUCACGAAAGAAUGCAUUCCUGUUCAGACAGAUAUAUACGGACUUAAGGAUUACAACUUGCUUCAAUCAACUGGUUUUGGCACCUACACCACAGACUUUGACGACUCAAUCUUCGACAUCCCAAGUAUCUGUCCAAGCGGUACAGAGUCUACGGCGACUGACGUUCCCUCCUUUGACGAGAUUCGCCAGCAGUGGGCAAAGUAUGUGAAGGUGUAGCCAGGAUGCUUCCGGAUGCAGCCACAGAGAUGAAUGUUCAGUGUGACCUCCUGGUAUCAAUGUAGAUGAUAACGUGGCAUCAGUGAGUGUCAAAUAUGUCAGUAUGUCCAACUGUGAAAGAUGUCUAGAUCUGCUAACAAAUAUGCCUUUAUGCUCCCUGCUGUAUCGUGUAUCGGUAAUGCUUUACCGGAAUAUGUUCAAACUAUCGUCAAUUAGAUGAGCUGAAAAUCGCAGACUGAAAGUCAAAUUUCAAAAUGUUGGUGUUUAUUAUUAAACAAGGGAGUGAAUUGAUUACCAUUUAGGGUGAAAGUGAAUGCGAGCAGCGGUGCAAAAUUCCCAACACAUUAUUGUGUCGUGAGUGGAAUCUCGCGCCAUGUUAGAAAUAUAUAUCCGUAAAUGCAUACGUACAUUAUUGAUCUGUUCCGAACAUGGAACGCUUACAUAGACAUUGCCCUGAUUUCCUGUAUUAUCCAUAAUAGGUUAAAGAAUGAAACAUAAUUAAAAUAUGAUCAUAAGAGUAGAAUAAACUGACCCACUUUCUCUUUCAAUUUGAAAGAUAGCUUACAUUGUCAGAAUUAAAAAAAUGUCUAUCUAAAAAAAGUCACCAGUGGAGAUCCUAAAGCACUAUCACCGGAGGAAACGGUGAAUAUUCGUGUCGGUGGCCACUGUGAUGUGUGAAUAAUGAUGCCUGUAUUCGCCCCUUGCUGUAGUGUGUGAUACAUAUCAAAGCCGAAAUAAAUAUUUUGUUGUUUUGCAUGGACA
Molecule: messenger RNA, 1491 nt
Organism: Haliotis rufescens (red abalone)
Lineage: Eukaryota; Metazoa; Mollusca; Gastropoda; Lepetellida; Haliotidae
Product: ependymin-related protein 2-like
Exons: 6
Coding region: 37-729 (230 amino acids)
Biological process (GO): cell-matrix adhesion
Cellular component (GO): extracellular region; lysosome
Molecular function (GO): calcium ion binding
Source: RefSeq, a predicted model, not a curated record